Messenger RNA from Tachysurus fulvidraco (yellow catfish), 4542 nucleotides. It is a transcript of the gene ctif, whose product is annotated as CBP80/20-dependent translation initiation factor. Gene Ontology annotation, biological process: regulation of translational initiation. Lineage: Eukaryota; Metazoa; Chordata; Actinopteri; Siluriformes; Bagridae. The coding region runs from base 959 to 2944 and encodes 661 amino acids. The transcript is spliced from 14 exons. The record is from RefSeq and is a predicted model, not a curated record. Gene Ontology annotation, molecular function: RNA binding; translation activator activity; protein binding. Gene Ontology annotation, cellular component: cytosol.
GUGAAUGUGUGUGUAUGAGGGAGAGUUUGUGUGUGUGUGAGGGUGUGUGAGAUGGAGAGUGUGUGUAUGAGUGUGUGUACGCAAACUUAACCUUUUGUGAGGACCAAAACUGACCAUAGGUCCUCGUAACGAUGGAGUCCAACGCUUUCCUAAGUUCCUGGUGCACAGGAUGCGAUUCGUGACCAGCACACGCACACUUCCUUUCUAUUUUUAGCUGUAAACAAGGGACCGAACAUCCGUCUGAAACCAGACGUUUCCUCAUCGUUCCUGCCUGAAUGUUUCCCAGCAAAAGUCGUUUAUCUGUCUCAUUAAUGGCCGAUUUUGUUUUGUAAGGAGAAGCGGCUUGUUUAGUAGGAACAGGAAAUAAGAUGCCGUUUAUAUGGAAGGUUUGAGCAAACAAACCCUUGAACCUGACGCUAGAUCAGAGGAAGCUUGUUUAUUAGCACUUCUCUCCAGUUAUAAAUCCUCUUUGCCUGGCCAGGACUCAGCUUACAGAAGAUUAGAGUCUCUUUAUGGACAUAUAAUGAGACCAGACAGACUGCAGUGGAGAAGAAGAAAGGAAGCGAGAGGGCGAGCUGUGGUUAUAAAUAAAGCUUUGAAUGCCAGAACAGGGCUGUAAAUGUUCGACCGGCUGCAAAACAACUGUAACACGAGGGAAGGCUUAUUAGUAGUUAUAACACGCUCGAGUAUCAGUUCAUUCAUCGCCAAAAUGACGUAACCGUUUCCGCACGGCAGCAAGGCGACGCCGUUCUGAACACCGUCGGAGAAACAUUUCCUCCCAGAGACGAAAACAAACCUUAAGCGAAAGACGUUUGAUAUCCGUUUGUAGUUUGGUAUCUGCUCACCGAAAUGCUGCUUCACCUUCGGAAACACAUUACGGGAUUUCGCUCGACUCCGUCGCACGAGUUCGCAAGCCCCAUGCUUUUUUCCUUCCCUCCCCUUUAGUGUCCUGGUUGCCAUGGAGAGCUCGUCGGUGGCGUCGGCUUCGUCGGAGGCGGGAAGCACACGCUCACAGGAGAUAGAAGAACUGGAGCGAUUCAUCGACAGCUACGUGCUUGAGUAUCAAGUGCAGGGACUUCUAAACGAAAAGAACGACAACGAGAACGACAACGUAGACAAGACGCAGUCCAACAUCACUCAGUGGACGGAGGACUGCAGUGAUAAGAUAGAUGGGAGCUGGACGUCGUCACGCGACAAGGGCUCGUCCAAACCGGAUGAGUGGGAACACAGCAGUAACGGAAGUACGGGUUCUAGACCGAGCUCAGGUUCUCGACCCGGAUCUGGUUCGAGAUCAGGCAGCCACGGACGCAAUAAACAGUUCUGUGCACCGUCCAAGAACGGAAACAGAGACGGCUCGUUCGACAUUCUGGGGACCGACAUAUGGGCCGCCAACACCAUGGACUCCCGCGGCGGUGCGACGUGGGACCUGCAGCCAGAAAAGCUGGAUUUCUCACAGUUUCCCAGGAAGCAGUACAGAGGAACACCUAAACCCCUUCCACACAUCGACCGUGAAGGAAUGAUGAAGAGCAGAUACGAUGAUGACGGUAUUGAUCUGAAUGAAAUAGAGAAGUUCCUGCCUGGACUCCCAGUUUUCCCACCGAUGCCUAACGAAGCCGAGAUCGCUCACACCAAAAAGCUCUUCCGCCGCCGCCGAAACGACCGCCGACACGCCGAGGCGCCGCAGGAUGAUCUGACCGUGCUGCUGCCCUGCGACGGGAAACGCCAAGUGUCCAGGAGACAGCAGCGUCCUUCUGGAGGAGGAGGAGGAGGAGUUGGUGGUGGUGGUGGUGGAGGAGGUGGAGGGCCUAAAUCUCACAAUCUGCAGCAGCAACAUCAGCAGGUUCCAUCACAUUCCCAACAUCAGUCGACCAAUCCAAUGCAACAGCUCAUCGCCGACCCCCAGUCAGAAGGCUUUAACGCCAAGCACGGACACAGUGGGCGGGGCUACCAAAGCGGGCAGCAGGGCCGCGGGCAUCACCAUGGUUACAGCCAGAACCGGCGCUGGCACCAGCAGCACAGACAGCCGGGCCAGUGGAACGCCAAAGACACAGACAGCGUGAAGGAGGACGAGAACGAACACAAGACGUCCAGAGCGAAGGACAACGCCGCAGGAGACGACAACAAGAACAACAGAAAGCAGGAGAAGACGGAGGGAGGAAAAAAAUUCAGCUUGUUGCAGUCCUCUAAAGAUAGGCUGAGGAGAAGGCUGAACGAGAAGGAGGAGGUUCCCGUGGCGACGCCGGGGCCUCAGCGUAACCUCAUGGACAAGCUGCUAGAAAUCCUGAACAGCAUGAGGAGUAACAGCGGCGGCGUAGAGGCUCAGCUGACUUCCUUUAUGGAGGAGGCGCAGAGCUCGGCACAGUCGGAGGAGACUCUCACCGAGAUCGUGCACACCAUCUACAGCAAAGCCGUCCAAGACCGAGGCCUCGCCGUCACCGCCGCCAAACUCUGCUACAAGAUGGCGCUCUCCAUGGCGGAAGGCACCAAGUUCCGCUCGCUGCUGCUCAACAUGUUACAGAGGGACUUUAAACGGCGUGAGGAGCUGCAGCAGACCGACGUGGAGAGCUGGCUGGGCUUCAUCACCUUCCUGUGUGAGGUGUUCAGCACCAUGAGGAGCAGCACAGGAGAGCCGUACAGAGUGCUCGUGUGCCCCAUCUACACCUGCUUACGAGAGUUGCUGGAGUCAGCGGAGGUCAAGGAAGAUGCCGUGCUUUGCUGCUCGAUGGAGCUGCAGAGAGUCGGGCGGCUGUUAGAGGAGCAGUUGCCGGAGAUGAUGAUGGAGCUGUUAGCCGCAGUGAGGGAUAAGAUGCUGAGUCCAUCCGAGUCUCCGCUCACACGCUCGCUGCUCAUGGAGGUCAUCGAGCUGCAUGCUCAUCAGUGGAGCCCCCUGGAGGCCCUCACCACACAGUACUACAACAGAACCAUCCAGAAACUCACUGCAUGACCGCCACACACACACACACACACACACACACACACACACACACACACACACACACACACACACUGGUGGAGCCCUCUUCAGGACCUUCUCACUCAGUACUACAAGAGUCAAACUAACACAGGUCUGCUCCAAGUGAUAGAUGGAUGGAUGGAUGGACAGAAGGAUGACUGAAUCCGUGAGCAGACAGAUGGAUAAACGGGCGUGUACCCGAGUGUAAGGAUGGAUGGAUGAAUAACAUGAAAGAAUGAGUGGAUGGAGGAAUAAUUGAAUUAACGCGUACCUGAACGGACGGACAGACAGAGAGAGGUGUAUGAAUGGAAGGAUGACUUUGUAAUCGGAUGGAUGGGUAGAAGGGUAAUUGGAAGGAUGGAUGGAUGGAUGGGUGGGUGGGUGGCUGCGUAACCAGGCGGCAGAAUAGUGACUCGCUCCUGUCCUGGGGGUCGGAGGUUAAAGGUCAACGCUAUGCAGAUUUAAGCGAAUGUGUAUAAGCUCUUUGUUACACAGCCGCAUGUUAAUGAUCCGCUUUCAGACACGAAGCCAGACUGCUGUUACAUUAGUAAACACGCCACAUGCAUAAACAUGAGCAGCGUUAAUUCAUCAAGAAAUAAGCACACACACACACACACACACACACACACACACACACACACACACACACGCAGAUGUUUUUUCACAUUAUACACAUGUAGGUGUGUGUAAGAGCCAAAGAGCCAGUAAGAGACACUUUAACGCUAACACACAGGGGUAGCAGCGCAGUCCUCGACUUCUUUUGUGCUCAUGUGCCAACCGUCCAGCCUUCCUCUCUGUCCUCAUCCCUCUCUCCAUCCCCCUCUCCAGACCUGUGUGUGUGUGUGUGCGCGCGUGUGUGUGUCAUUGUUCGGCGAAUUAUGUCCCUGGAGCACGCUGUCGCCCAUCAGCGCUGUCUAGCCGAGGUCAAGCAGACAGACUGCAGAGGGCUUAGCCUGCUUUUGUCUCCCUAAAACACACACACGCAAACACACACACACACACACGCACACACACGCCUCAGCCUGACUCUGGAUGGCAGAUGGCCGCUGGAGACUAUAAGGCCAGACACACAGCCCGCGUCCUCUUGUCCAGCCCAAUUGGAGCGUUUGUGUGUGUGUGUGUGUGUGUGUGUGUGUGUGUGUGUGUGUGUGUGUGUGUGUGUGUGUGUGUGUGUGUGUGUGUGUUGAGGAGGUUACAGAUAAAAGCACCAGGCUGCACCCGGCAUCUUUGUUGUCGCGUGUCCUUUUUAUUUCCUCUUCAGGUUUUUAUUUUGCGCCGUUUAUUAUCCCUGUGUAUAAAACUUAUUGUAAUGUUAUUGUAAUGUAUUAUAUGUUAUUUUUAACGUAUGUUUAAGAGCAGUAUAUACAGUGUGUGUGUGACAUGACAUGAUGUUUUAGGGCUCGACCGGUCGCACAGGUUUAAAGUAUUUUGCACUGUUUUAAGGCAAAAAAAAAAAAAAGCGAGGAUGAGGAGGAGGUUCGUCGGGAGACGUGUACGGCCUCGAAGGAUGUGGGGUGUUUCCCAGACUAUAAGACACACCCCCUUAAAUUCAAUCUGUUUAGGAUGAAAAUAAAGGGCUGUAGAAAUUG